Messenger RNA from Ilex paraguariensis (yerba mate), 1050 nucleotides. NCBI's taxonomy places the organism in Eukaryota, Viridiplantae, Streptophyta, Magnoliopsida, Aquifoliales, Aquifoliaceae. The record is from the annotation of a GenBank genome assembly.
AUGAAGGCGGCGAUGUUGAGAUCCGUGCUCAGAAGAAGCUCCACCGCUUCAUCGUCAUCAUCAUCUUACAUACUUCGCCGUGGAUACGCAUCGGAGUCCCAUCCCGAAAGGAAGGUCGCCGUUUUGGGUGCUGCCGGAGGGAUCGGACAGCCACUGGCUCUACUCAUGAAGCUCAACCCUUUGGUUUCUAAGCUUUCCCUCUAUGAUAUCGCCGGCACACCCGGUGUUGCUGCAGAUGUCAGCCACAUCAACACUAGAUCUGAGGUAGCUGGGUACAUGGGCGAAGACCAGCUCGGGCAAGCUCUAGAGGGAUGUGAUGUUGUCAUCAUUCCAGCUGGUGUGCCAAGAAAGCCUGGUAUGACCCGUGAUGAUCUCUUCAACAUCAAUGCUGGCAUUGUGAAGUCCCUUUGCACCGCAAUUGCCAAGUAUUGCCCUAAUGCACUUGUUAACAUGAUUAGCAACCCCGUGAACUCCACCGUCCCCAUUGCUGCUGAGAUCUUCAAGAAAGCAGGGACAUAUGAUGAGAAGAAACUGUUUGGUGUAACCACUCUUGAUGUGGUUAGAGCUAAGACUUUCUAUGCUGGAAAGGCGAAGGUCAAUGUUGCGGGGGUCAAUGUUCCUGUUGUUGGUGGACAUGCUGGCAUCACUAUUCUUCCAUUGUUUUCACAAGCCACACCAAAAGCCAAUUUGCCGGAUGAAGACAUUAAGGCUCUGACCAAACGGACACAAGAUGGUGGUACGGAAGUAGUGGAAGCGAAGGCUGGAAAGGGUUCAGCCACACUAUCAAUGGCCUAUGCUGGGGCCAUAUUUGCUGAUGCUUGCUUGAAAGGACUUAAUGGUGUUCCAGAUGUUGUAGAAUGUUCAUUUGUGCAGUCAAGUAUCACUGAACUACCUUUCUUUGCAUCUAAGGUGAAGCUGGGGAAGAAUGGUGUGGAGGAAGUCUUUGGGUUGGGCCCGCUUUCAGAUUUUGAAAAAGAAGGAUUGGAAGCUCUCAAGCCCGAGCUGAAAUCCUCUAUUGAGAAGGGACUCAAGUUUGCAAACCAAUGUUAA